AAAAUAAAUUUAUUAAAAAAAAAAAAAAAAGAUUUAACAGUGUUAAAUGGUGCCAGGAGGUCAAGCAAGAUAAGAACUAAGAUGCCACCAAGGGAUUUACCAAUAAGGGGUUUGUUAGAGACCCUGGUGAGAACAGCUUCUCUGGGUGGGUGGGUCAAAGAAUAGGAAAUGCACAUUAUCCCAAAGCAGGGCUAAAAUGGAAAGGAGAGGUAGCAACCAGAGGCAGAGGAAACAGGAGAGAUCUGAGCAUACCGGGGGGUGACUAGGAAAAAGCCCAGAGUCCUCCCUGGUGUAUAAGAUGGCUUGAGGUGGUUUACAGUAAAAAUAUACCCAUUCACCCCACAGUUCCUCACAGGGUCCUCCUCUUAAGUACCCCAGGCCCGUUUCUCCUGCUUUUCCUCCUUGUGUUACAUCUGGAAACUUUGGCAGUCACUGGGGGUCACGGAGGACAAAGUGGUCAGGUCUAAACAGACUCCUGGACCUGCCUGCUUCAUCAGGAUGCCAAGAGACCGCAAGAGAGCAGAACCCCUGGGAAGCAGGCAGCAGCCAAGGCAGGGUAGAGAGUACUAACAGUCAGGGACCUGGGUUCCAGUCCUGCUUCUGCACUCCAUAACCUGCCAUCCCACAGAAUUCCUCUCUGAACUCUUGAGGGAUCUAGGAAACAGAUCGCCUGGGUUUGAAUGCAGGCUUCACCAAAGCACUACGGUGUGACUUGGGCCUCGGUUUCCCUUCUAAGAGGCACUGUUUUAAGGGGUAACCUAGAACAGCUGUGAGCUAACCCCUUGGCACACAGCAAGUGCUCGGUAGAUGCCAGUGUCACCGCCUCUUGUCCUACCCAGGCACAGCCUCUCACUCCACACCGCACCUCGCAGAGUGGGCGGGAGGUCCCUGCGCUCCAGCCCGCGCCCCCGCUCCAGCCGCCAGGGCGCGGGCGGCCUGUCGCGACAGCGGCGGUGCAUUGUGGGGCUUGUAGUGCGGGGCUUGGUUGGGUGGGUGGGCGCGGCCGAGGCAGUUCGCAGCGGGGCCAUCUUCUGCAGGCCGGCUGGCUCGGCCUGUGCAGCCGGCAUCCGUGCCCCUCGCCCGGCCCGAUGGCGCCGCGGCCGCUAAGCUCCUUGGUGCUGGCGCUGGGUGGCGCGGCGGCCGUGCUCGGUUCGGUGAUCUUCAUCCUCUGGAAGACCUACUUCGGCCGCGGACGGGAGCGGCGCUGGGACGGAGGCGAAGCCUGGUGGGGCACGGAGCCUGCCCGCCUUCCGGAGUGGGACGAAUGGGACCCCGAGGACGAGGCGGACGAGGAGCCGGCGCUGGAGGAGUUGGAGCAGCGCGAGGUGCUGGUGCUGGGGCUGGAUGGCUCUGGGAAGAGCACGUUCCUGCGCGUGCUGGCCGGGAAGCCACCGCUGGAAGGCCACAUCCCCACCUGGGGCUUCAACUCCGUGCGGCUGCCCACCAAGGACUUCGAGGUGGACCUGCUGGAGAUCGGUGGCAGCCAGAAUCUGCGCUUCUACUGGAAGGAGUUUGUGAAUGAAGUGGACGUGCUGGUGUUCAUGGUGGACUCAGCUGACCGGUUGCGGCUGCCCUGGGCCCGACAGGAGCUGCACAAGCUACUGGACAAGGACCCUGACCUGCCUGUCGUCAUCGUGGCCAACAAGCAGGACCUGAGCGAGGCCAUGAGUGUGGUGGAGCUGCAGCAGGAGCUGGGCCUUCAGGCUGUCGACAACCAGCGGGAAGUCUUCCUCUUGGCAGCCAGCAUUGCCCCUGCAGGAGCCGGCUUUGAAAAUCCUGGCACCGUGCACAUCUGGAGACUGCUCCUGGAGCUUCUCUCCUAGGCUGGUACCCACCUGCUCACCAGCCAGCCCUGGGACCCCAGUUCUGCUCCUCCUGCUUCUUCAUCCCCAGCCGGGGCCUGGGGCACAGGCUAUGUGGCAGCACUUCCCUUCUCCCCUCCUCGCCCUCUCAAGAGCAGGGCCUGGGCAGGCCAGGAACCAUAUGGAAGCCUUCCUGGUGAGCUAGCCAUGAGGCUGAAGCAGGGAGGCGGGUGAGGCUGAGGAGAGAAUGGUGUCUUGCCCAUUCUGGGCUGGGAGUGAAUCCCACUUUCACCAGGGAAGGCAGCCUCGUCCUCUGACCUGUACAGUGAGCUGCUCAGCAGGCUUAGUUCUCCCCGCCCUGUAGAUCCCAGUGGUUGAGGACCGGUGUAGGUGUCCAAAGUAUGCCCAGUCUAGACCAUUCCCUCCUGGUGACUUAACACCCCUCUAAUGUGGGCAGGUUCUGGGCGGUACGCUGUGAGCUCAGACCCCGACUCCUGCAUUAUCCUCCAACCCCAGCUGGCUCAUGGCCUUGUGCAAUCCCUCCCUCUCUGGCCCCAGGGCCAUCCUUUUUAAAGAGAAGUGAUUUCUAUGUUUUUUUUCUAACUUGGAGAUGUAUUUCCCAGCCAUGAAGAUAAGAAGCUCAAGGACGAACCUAGAGAUCCUAGCAAGGAGCUUUCUGAAACCUCCCUGCUUCCCCGAGGUUGAGGCCUGGCCCACCAGCCUCUUGACUACAGAGUAAGUGGUAUUCACCCGCUAAUCAGAAAAAUUGAAAGCUUCCCCCAGCCCCCCACCCCACCAAAAUCUGGAGACAGAAGCUGCUGCUCUUACACUAACUGUGCCAAUGCCCAUGUUUACAUAAGUCUGGGGAAGGAAGGAGCCUGCCUGUGCCCCUGGGAAGAAGACUGUCAGCGGAGCAGGAUGUUGACCUCCAAACUGCAUUUAAUUAUUUAUUUAUUUAUAAAAGGAACAGGCCAAAGUUUAGGCUCUGUUUCUAGGUGCUGUUAUUAAAACCCCAGAAGAUUGUCAUGGAAAAUUUGGAUCUUUGAGGAAAAUAACUGGAAUCAUGAAUGACAGUGUGGUAAGCUACAUGUUUCAUUGGAGACAGAGCUUGCACUCCCCUGACCCUCUGUGGCUGUAAUUGAUGUCAUAAUACUUCACGGUGAUCCAUAUGAACUUGAACUCCACCACUUGGCCCAGCAGUCAAAGGGACACAAACUGUGUAGGUAACAUGACUCUGGGAGAGGCAAUUUCAUCAUAGUUAUCCAAAUAAAAAGAAAUGAGAAUUAGCAGACCAACCAACAGGGUAGCCUUGGGUACAUCACUCAGCCUUUCUAGACCUGCUGAUUGCCCAGCUAAGGCAAAGUUGGACAGAAUUUCUGCUGUCCUCUCCAGUACACAUUCCAUAAUUCUCCUGUUUCCAGUGAUCAGCCAGUUUAAGGACUGUCUCUGUACUGACACUUCUCUUUAGUGCAGGCAAAAGAAGGAGUCUUUUGUCAGGGGCCACUGAACUGUCACCUCCACAAAUGGGCCUUUUUUUCAAGGAGAUACCCAACUCAGUUUGCUUUUUAAUUGAGAAUAGAGAUUAUGUGCCUUUGUUUCAUUUGACGUUUACUCAGUGUGCUGCAGUUCCAUGCUGUGGCCGGUGCAAGAGGGGCAGGCCAGGAAGGUGGGCUGUAGGUGUCUCAGAAUAGAAUCACUUUCUUUGAAAUUCUGAUUAACUUUCUGCUUUAAGAAGUGAUUUGACUGAUUUUAUUAAAUAUUUCGGGAAUGAGUUGGGUUUUAGAGUAGCCUUUGAAGCUCUGCUGACGCUUUUCAUUUCGCCACUAGAAGGUUGAGAGGCUUUACUUCUCUGUUCUAUGAACUCCACCUCGUCCUCUAGUACUUAAAAGUUACCUUUGGAGCCAGCAUUGUUGAGGGGGGCACCCUUUUCUACUAAUUAAGAUCUGCCUUUGGUCUAAUGAGUAUCACUAUGUAGUACAGUUUUUAAAGUCCCCACUGUGGGGAGGUGAACUUGAGUAGAGUUUAACUAUGUGUACUUUAGCAACUUUCAAAGACCACUCUCAGAACUGACAGGUGCCAGUGGCACACCAGAAGACACCACUGAGGAGCACUGAAGGUCCAGGGUGCCACCCCCUGGUGCUUGCACAAGAGUGUAUAGACGUCCUGUUGGCCUGUGGCGGUGCCUCGCGUGUGGAGCUGCUGGCCUGUCCUGGCUGGGUGGCAAACAGUACUCAUCUGCUCCAGUUCCUACCAGGACCAGAUUGGGCAAAGUGGG
Molecule: messenger RNA, 4077 nt
Organism: Balaenoptera musculus (blue whale)
Lineage: Eukaryota; Metazoa; Chordata; Mammalia; Artiodactyla; Balaenopteridae
Gene: ARL10
Product: ADP ribosylation factor like GTPase 10
Exons: 4
Coding region: 1089-1823 (244 amino acids)
Molecular function (GO): GTP binding; GTPase activity
Source: RefSeq, a predicted model, not a curated record